AUGAUUCCCAAACCUUUCUUAUCUUCAACCUUGAUCCUUCUUUUGUCACUGCUAGUUAUUGCCUCCGCUUCCGAUUAUGGAUAUGCUCCAAAACCAGACUACGGGAAACCAAAACCCGAAUAUAAACCUCUUCCCACAGAGCAACCAGACUAUAAGAAACCAAACUCCGAGGGAAAUGAUAAGCCUAUUCCCACAAAACCAAACUAUGAGAAACCAGAAUCCGAGGGAAACGAUAAGCCACUUCCCACAAAACCCGAAUAUGAGAAACCAGAACCGGAAGGACAAGAUCAACCUCUACCCACAAAGCCAGAUCAUUAUGAGAAACCGAACCUAGAAGGAAUAUUAAAUGGCCUACUCCCGUCAGGACUCAUCGGUAUUCAAGGGCUUGUCCUAUGCAAAUCAGGCUCCAAUUACAUUCCACUUAAAGGAGCCAUGGUAAGGAUAACAUGCCUAGCUGUUGAUGAGAAUGGGUACGAGACAGCUCCUUUCUCCAUAUUCAGUGAUGAAUGCGAUGCAAAGGGCUACUUUCUUACAAAAAUAUCUCCUGCGUUUCUGAAAGAUAAUUGGAAGAUUAAGGAAUGCAAGGCAUUCCAGUACCAUUCUCCACUGGAAACUUGCAAAGUUCCGAUUGAUGUAAACCACGGCAUGAGUGGUGCUCCUCUUUCGUCUUACCGCGUUCUCGAAGACAAGAACAUGAAUUUAUACUCUGUGGGGCCCUUCUUCUACACCACCGACCCUCAGACAUCACUCCCUAAUGGUUAUUAG
Messenger RNA from Juglans regia (Persian walnut), 765 nucleotides. Its product is annotated as proline-rich protein 3-like. Bases 1 to 765 code for a protein of 254 amino acids. The record is from RefSeq and is a predicted model, not a curated record. NCBI's taxonomy places the organism in Eukaryota, Viridiplantae, Streptophyta, Magnoliopsida, Fagales, Juglandaceae. The transcript is spliced from 2 exons.